AAGACGAUAAUUUCAGUCUUGUUUACGUUGGUUGGCUAACAAAUUCUCUGAAUGGCCAAAUGGCCUUAAGUCCAUGCUGUUCUUGUUUGUUUUGUAACAGUCGACCUUGAUGUUAUCGAGACUGCGCCGUAGCUAUGAGUAUUAGCGAGCAGGAUUCAGGUAACUAGCAUUAGCUCUCGAACUGACAUGGACGAACCGUGGGAUUUCGAGUUCCUCUCUCGCGUCGUGGACAGUUUAGUGUCGUUUCUGGCCGAGUUUGUGGACGACUGGCUGGCCAACGACAUGAGAGUCGCUGUGUUCAAAAUACUUUUCAGCUGGCUUAUCGUCAGUUUAAUCGCCAUACACUUCGCUUGGAAAGUGUACGGUAAUACGGUGAACGACAUGUACUACAGGCAAGGAACUGGGGGGCAGAAUGGUGGCACACCAGAUACAGCACCUCACCUGAGUGGAUGGUAGGUGUCCAGACUUCUUUGCUUCCAGGGAUAAUGCUGCCAGAGAAAUCCUGAAGUCACAUCAUGAGUGAUCAGACAAUAGCUCGGUUCAUAUUUUGGCUUUGGCGGACCAUGAUGACUCAUCAGACCUAGGACUUCAUGGGGAACAAUUAAGACAGUCUUGAGAUGUCGUUGUGAUAUCUGUGGCACAAGAUGACCAAAAAAAGGAACCAGUUCUAAUGCUUGGUGAGAAGGAAUCAAAGGACUGUGACUGACUUUUGAGACAUAUAGCAGCACUUUGUUGAAAAGACUCUUUGUAAAAUGUAAAUUAUAUGAAUGCUCAUUUGGAUUCAUGUCCAUCCUUUCAGCUGCAAGCUUGUACAUAUAGCAUUGAAAAGUCUCAGAAUGCUCCGAUAUCGGGCAGCCAAUUUUAAAUGUUAUUUAUAUCAAGAUAUUUAGCAUUACUUAACCUACACACAAUUCUAAUAAUAAAAUUGAUAAAGUGAACUUAACUGUUUUGUAUUAAUCAGAUGACCCAGGAAAAACAUUGCAAUGCAACAUUAUCUUUGUCCUACAGAAAAUACUGGGAUUUCACCCUAAUUUCACCAGCAGCUUAGACGUUCAAGGAAAAAGUUCAUAUAUUUGCCUGCUAACUAGCCAGUCAGUUGUUUCUGUAGCUUAGCAGACUGUAUACAUCAUGCAUAUGCACUGUGAAUAAAACCACUGACACACUGCUAUUGCAACAAUAAAGGCAAUUUUUACAGAUGA
This is a messenger RNA of Clarias gariepinus (North African catfish), 1199 nucleotides long. RefSeq names its product T cell leukemia translocation altered (gene tcta). The record is from RefSeq and is a predicted model, not a curated record. Lineage: Eukaryota; Metazoa; Chordata; Actinopteri; Siluriformes; Clariidae. The transcript is spliced from 3 exons. The coding region runs from base 187 to 456 and encodes 89 amino acids.